AAAGAACGAAAGAGGAAGAGGAAGAGGAAGAGGAAGAGGAGAAAGAAAGAAAUAGAGAUCAACGUGCACUAUUUCAAGCACCAGGCAGAUCUGGAACCCCGCUCCACCACUCUCUCUCUCCCGCUCUCUCACUCAGCUUUGAUGCCAUAAUAAUAAAUCUUUGUUUUCCAACUUCAGACACAGUGAGAGAGAGAGAGAGAGCAACACAGAGAGAGAAAAUAUUCUUCAAUCUUCUUCUCUCUCUCUCUGCAGCUUAGCUCCACUCACUGUCUAGGAGAAGACAGUGAGAAGCAAAAGCAAAGGUGGGUUCAAAUUAAGAGAGAGCGAGCAAUCGGGUCAGAAGAGGCAAUUGAUGGCUGAUCUGCUCUCUGCCUUCUGCUCUCUGCCUCUGCCACCCACUGCGCCAUAGAAAUAAGGCGGUGGUUUAGCUUUUCUGGUAAAUUCAAUUUCCACUCCCUCUUGCCCAGACUCCACACUGAUUCAGAGAGUAGCGACUGUGUCUGCCUUGAGAUCUUCUUUCAUGGUAAGCGGAACAGGAGAAAGAGCCACUGAAGAACCGCUCCUCCAGUACUCUCUGGAAGUAAUUAAGCUUUUCGUUGUGGGUUGUUGGAAGAGUUUUUCUUACCUGUAGAGUAGAGAAAGAGAGAGAGAGAAAUUUGUUAGAGGGUUGGAUUGGGGGUGGAAAAUCUUCUACCAACCCCUCGAAAAUGGAUACAUAUGAAGCAACAAGGAUUGUUCUCCAGAGGAUUCAAAAUUUGGACCCUGAAAAUGCCUCCAAAAUCAUGGGUCUGCUUUUGAUUCAAGACCAUGGCGAGAAGGAGAUGAUUCGAUUAGCUUUUGGCCCCGAAGCUCUCGUCCACUCCGUCGUCAUAAAGGCCAGGAAGGAGCUCGGUUUGGCCACUUCCUCGCCGUCUACCCCCUCGACUCCGUCGUCUCCGUCGCCUUUUUUAGCCAACAACGGCCAUCCCGUCUCUCUUUCCCGGCAGAAUUCCUCCUCGUCGCGGUUUCUCGGCGGCGUUACCGGGCCUAGUCUUCCGUCUCCGCUGAGUAUUCCAAGCCAGUCUGCGUCUUGGGCUGCUUCUUGCUUCUCCGAUUACAACCGCGAUGAUUUGAUCAGCCCGAGCUCGUCUUCGACCUCGUUUUCGGCUGUUACAAGCAAUGGAAUCAGUAAUCUAGCCUCCUCUUCGUCGAUGAAUUCGUCAGCUUCCCCUUUCUACGGCGGCGGGGGGGCUGAUCUGAUGGAUGAAUUCCAGCUCCAAGACCAGCUCUCCUUUCUCAACGACGGCUCGCCGACUCUCGGCCCGAAAAGCCCCGAUUUAUACUACCCGCAUCAAGAUUUCGCCUCCAGCCCUAGCGGCGGCGACGCUAUGCUCUUCAAUUCCUACGGUGGCGCCGCCUGGGGAGGCUCCGUGAAUGGCCACCCUCACCGCCGGAGCUGCUCCGUGAAUGAUAUCUCCGAUGACCCAUCCAGCGGGCUUGGCUGGAAGCCUUGCCUCUAUUAUGCCAGAGGCUACUGCAAGAACGGAAACAGCUGCAGAUUCCUCCACACCGUCCUGGCCGCCGAUUCCUCCGGCGCCGCUGACGCCGCCGCUAUGGUGGGCUCGCCGGGAAAGCUCGACAUGAUGGAGCACUGCCAAGACCUGCUCCGAUCUAAAUCCGCUCACCAGCAAAGAUUGGCGGCUGCUUCUCAGAUCAUGGCUGCUUCAUCUUUCCCAUACUCUUCUGUCACAGCAAGCAAAUGCAUGAACCUUCUCCUUCAACAACAGACUGACAACCAGAGCAGAGCUGCUGCUGCUGCUGCUGCUGCAUUGAUGAUGGGUGAAGAUAUGCACAAAUUGGGGCGAUGCGGGCGGCUUGAAAGGAAUGAUUUUCUGAUGAACGGCGGGCCGCCGGGAAUCUUGAACCCUGGUUCCCGGCAGAUCUACCUGACUUUUCCGGCUGAUAGCACCUUUAGAGAGGAGGACGUUUCCAAUUAUUUCAGUAUUUACGGGCCAGUUCAAGACGUGAGAAUUCCUUAUCAACAGAAGCGAAUGUUCGGAUUUGUAACAUUUGUGUACCCAGAAACUGUUAAGCGGAUUCUUGCCAAAGGGAACCCUCAUUUUGUAUGCGACGCUCGGGUCCUUGUCAAGCCAUACAAGGAGAAGGGCAAGGUCCCCGACAAGUUUAGGAAGCACCAGCAGCAAAUGGAGAGGGGAGAGUUCUCGGCAUGUGGCAGCCCCACUGGGUUGGAUUCAAGAGAACCCUUUGAUCUUCAACUUGGAGCGAGGAUGUUGUGCAACACCCAGGACAUGUGGAGAAGGAAGCUGGAGGAGCAGUCCGAUUUGCAGCACGCGAUCGAGCUGCAGAGCCGGAGGCUGGCGGAUCUGGAGCUUCUUGACGUGAAGCGGCACACCCACCACCGCGCGCUCUCCACCGGCGCUGCCAUUCUGUCUCCAACUCACUCCUCUCCGAAUUUCUUCAGUCAUCAAAACCUGGUUCUUCCUUUGGAUCCCAGCAGCCCACGAAUCAAAGAAGAAAUCGGUGGUUCCAAGCAUGCAGCGGCUGCUCCUGAAACUGUCGUGGCUGAUCAAGAAUUGAAUGGAGCUGGGGCUGCAAACGGGACUGGGACUGAAAAUGGGACAGAAAUGGAGAAAGAAUCAUCAUCCACUGCAAAUGGUACUGAUAAGAAUGGCAAAGAAAGCCCCAACCAGAAUGAGGAAAGUGAUCUCCCAGAAAGCUUGGAGCACAACCUCCCAGAUAGUCCCUUUGCAUCCCCUAAAGCUGUCGGAGACUAUAUGACAACCUUCAACACUGCCGCAACUGAGGCCGCAACGAGCACUGUGGCGGCAUCUUCUACUAACAGUAACUUGAUCACUUCAUCCUUGCUUCCAGCCAAUUCUACACUGGACAUGGCUUCCCUCAAAUCAUGCUACUUCCAAGUGUCAAGGUUCUCCUCUGGCCAUGGAGCCAUAGGCAUGUAGGUGCCGGCGGUUUGACUGUAGCUUCCUUAGCUAACAGGAAGAAGUGUAAGAAUAACCAAAACUAAAGCAGUGUUAAUUGUCCUCCGGCGGCAUCAGCAUCAGCAUCGCCAGUAAUUGUAGUAGCUAUACUGUCUCUACUAAGAUGCAAAUGCAUACAUCAAAGUCAGUAAAGCAAGUGGGGUCAGCCAUUUCUCCCGUUGUUGUACUAUUCGUCACAUUGAUAUCUGUAGUUGAGGCACAAGUUGGACCACAGGUAAAAAGAAACAAACGUACAAUUAAUUAAUGUGUAGUAUAGUAAAAAGCCAAAGCAAACUGUUGGGGGGCUAGCUGUAAUUUUCUUCCCUUUCUUUUUUCAAUUUUCUGUCUUUCCAAACACAAAUUUGCCGAACCCCUAUAUCCCAAGAUCCAUGUAGUUUGGUAGCGCAAUGUUAUUAGGAAGACAAUUAAUGUACAGAGCAGAAGCAGCAGCAGCAGCAAGAAGAAGAAGCAGCAGACAUGGGGGGGGGAGCCUUUAACUUGAAGAACAAGUGCACCUCUGGAAGGUUGAUUGUGUACUGAAAAAAAGGGGAGGAAAGGAAGCUCAAUCUAUAUAUAUAUAUAUAUAUCUAUAUAUUUAUAUAAAGAAGAUUCAGCUCCACUACUACUAGUAGUAGCAGCGGCAGCAGCAGUAGUAGUAGAAUUAUGAUCUCAGGCAUCAGGUAUAUAAAGAAAUGGUAUCUUCUACCAUAACCAGGCAGGCAUAGUUCUUCUUCUUGUGCUUUGUUUAAUGUUGUAAUACCAUAUUGUCAUCAACCUUUUAUAUAAUAGACAGAAAGAAGAAGAAGAAAGACAAAAGUUGAAGUGAAAAAAACACAAGAAAGAAUAGAAUUGGACGAUAGAAAAUGGGUUCUUCUUCAA
Diospyros lotus (date-plum) is the source of this 3857-nucleotide messenger RNA. RefSeq names its product zinc finger CCCH domain-containing protein 53-like. The record is from RefSeq and is a predicted model, not a curated record. The transcript has 10 exons. Gene Ontology annotation, molecular function: RNA binding; metal ion binding. Lineage: Eukaryota; Viridiplantae; Streptophyta; Magnoliopsida; Ericales; Ebenaceae. The coding region runs from base 708 to 2960 and encodes 750 amino acids.